Messenger RNA from Mastomys coucha (southern multimammate mouse), 1218 nucleotides. RefSeq names its product prolactin-3B1-like. NCBI's taxonomy places the organism in Eukaryota, Metazoa, Chordata, Mammalia, Rodentia, Muridae. The transcript is spliced from 7 exons. Gene Ontology annotation, cellular component: extracellular region. Gene Ontology annotation, biological process: female pregnancy; positive regulation of lactation; response to nutrient levels. Gene Ontology annotation, molecular function: prolactin receptor binding; hormone activity. Bases 420 to 1082 code for a protein of 220 amino acids. The record is from RefSeq and is a predicted model, not a curated record.
AUCAUAAGAAGCCUUUCUCCAACAUGGAAUGUUUAGCCUCAUAGGAAACUGUUUUAACAAAGAGUUCAUUUCCUAAAUUCCAGAAGAGAAAUCUGAUCUCAGGUCAUAAGGAGUCAGAAUCAUCUGUGCGUCACUGCAAGGACUACGUGCUUUUCCUCUUUGAAGUAACUACGCUGUAGGUGAAUGAGAUGUGUAGAUAUGUGUUUGACGCAGUUCCAGGGUUAUCUGCUUGAAGGUGAACUGGAUAUAAUCUAGGAACCUUUACCUUGACAAAACACAUACUUCCCUCUGCCUGGUGACCUGCAUGACCUUGGGGAGAAUCUGUUAGUAUAUAUGGGAGGCGAAGAGCUGAGGGAAGACAGCAUUCAGGGAGCAGCAGCCUUCUGGUGUUGUCAGCAUUUUGAGAGGACUCCUCAAAGAUGCAGCUGUCUUUUAUUCAACCGUGCUCCUUCUCUGGGGCACUCCUUUUGCUGGCAGUGUCAAACCUGCUUGUUUGGGAGCAGGUGACUUGCUUACCAAAUUAUCGAAUGCCCACUGGAAGCCUAUACCAACGUGUGGUUCAGUUGUCAGACUCCACCCAUAGUCUUGCUUCACAAGUAUUCAUGGAUAUGAACUUUGGUAGGACAGCUUGGACAUAUGGCCUGAUAUUAAGCCCCUGCCACACUGCUACAAUCCCUACUCCAGAAAACAGUGAGGAAGUCCACCAGACAAAAUCAGAAGACCUUCUGAAAGUGUCCAUCACUAUUUUACAAGCCUGGGAAGAGCCUCUGAAGCACAUGGUGGCAGCAGUGGCUGCUCUUCCACAUGUAUCUGAUACCCUGCUGUCACGAACAAAGGAGUUGGAGGAGAGAAUUCAAGGGCUUCUGGAGGGACUGAGGACCAUAUUCAACAGGGUUCACCCAGGAGCUGUUGUAAGUGACUAUGCUUUCUGGUCGGAAUGGUCCGAUUUGCAGUCAUCUGAUGAAUCCAUUAAGAACAAUGUUCUUAGAAACUUGUAUCGGUGCAUACGCAGGGAUACACAUAAGGUUGACAAUUAUCUCAAGGUCUUGAAGUGCCGCGAUGUUCAUAACAACAACUGCUGAGCAUCCAUUCUUAUCCUCUGUCUCUGAGAAGGUCCAUCAUGAUCUAGACCUUCAAAGCAUAAAUGAAUCUGUAACUCUAGGGUGCCUUUCUAGAUUUAGUUGCUGUUUACUCAAAAAUAAACUUAUUCAUUGCAAA